CUCUCUUGUCAUCCCUCUCUCUUUCUUUCGUCGCCGCCGCCUGCCUUUUGUUUUUCCCCUUAAUGGGGAAAAAAUCGAAGGAGCAGCUAUCGGUCCCAGAGCUAUGCGACGCCGUCAAAUCCCUCUUCUCCGCCGACAACCCCUUCCGCCGCAAACCCUCCUCCGAACCUACCUUAGGAGCGCCGCAACCGGCGCCAGCGCUAGGGUCUCCUGCGACUGCUGCGGAGGAUCCCGAGUACCCUCAGAACGUCUCGACCAAGGACAAGAAACGCAGGAGGGAGAAGGACGGAAAACCUAACCCUAGCCCUAGCUCCGCCCCCGACUCGAUCCCGAAGAAGCGGAAGAAACUCGGUAAGGAGGAGGAGGAGGAGGAGGAGGAGGGGAGAGAGAGUCCUAAGAAGAAGAGGCGGAAGAGGAAGAGGGACGAGAUCGAGGAGGAGUACGAGCGGCGGAAGUACGGCGGCGGAGGCGCCGCGGCAGAGAACGGCGAGGAGGGUGAAGGAGGAGGAGGAGGAGGAGGAGGAGAGGUCGUCGUCCGCGUGGGAGGGAAGAGGAAGGCGGAUGACGUGGCAUCCGAGGCUGCGGCCGCCGCAGCGAAGGAGGAUGAGUCCUUUGACGACGAGAGCAAGCUCGUCAAGACGGUGUUCGUCGGGAACCUGCCGGUGAAGACAAAGAAGAAGGCGGUCUUGAAGGAGUUCGGGAAGUUUGGGGAGAUCGAAUCGGUUAGGUUACGAUCGGUUCCCCUGCUAGAUAGCAAGAUUCCUAGAAAAGGUGCCAUAAUCAAAGGGAAGAUCAAUGAUGCUGUUGAUAGUAUUCAUGCGUACAUUGUUUUCAAAGACGAGCAAUCAACACAUGCAGCUUUGUCUAACAAUAUGGCACUGAUUGGAGGGAAUCACAUCCGUGUCGACAUGGCAUGUCCUCCUCGAAAGAAACUUAAAGGGGACGCUCCUCUAUAUGACAGAAAGAGGACUGUCUUUGUGGGUAAUCUUCCUUUUGAUGUGAAGGAUGAGGAACUUUAUCAAUUGUUUUGUGGGGCCAGUGCAUCAGAAUCUAACAUUGAAGCUGUCCGUGUAAUCAGAGAUCCCCAUACAAGCUUAGGAAAGGGUAUUGCUUAUGUUUUGUUCAAAACAAGGGAGGCAGCUAACUCGAUUGUUAGAAAACGAGACCUGCAGAUCCGAGACCGCAUCCUAAGGCUCUGCCAUGUGAAGUCAAUAGAUGCUACCCCAACAAAGCAGAAGGAUGACGAAAAGAAGAAAAAUCUCCGUCAGAAGAGGUUAGCGACAAACCCUAACGAAACACUAUCAGAAAAGAAUGGGAAACCCAGGGCAAAAGCAGCGGCUUUGUCUUACCAAGGGCUGAGGUCGAGCAAAUCCGGCGUAUUGAAGAAGACGAGGUUGCAUUCAAGCAAGAAAGGAAGGAAUGAAGGAAAUAAGAGAGCGGGCGGGGUGGUGGAUCACCAGGCCCGCAAGAGUAAACGCCCGGCGGUUGCUGCUAGGAAGGCAAAGCAGCUCUUGAAGAAGCGGAAACUGGAGAGUGCUACCCCGGAAAAUAUGCAUCGGAAUAAGAAAUUGAGGAAACAAUAGGGAUUUUUGGAACUAAGUUUGCCAAUCACUUCGCAAUGUUUUCCAUGUAAACUGAUUUAACAUUAAGGGUGCGUUUGGUUCGCAUUAUGAAAAAUUAUUAAGAGUAAAAAAAGAUAUUCGAGAAUCUUAUUCC
This is a messenger RNA of Ananas comosus (pineapple), 1716 nucleotides long. Its product is annotated as RNA-binding protein 34. Bases 63 to 1583 code for a protein of 506 amino acids. Lineage: Eukaryota; Viridiplantae; Streptophyta; Magnoliopsida; Poales; Bromeliaceae. The transcript has 6 exons. Gene Ontology annotation, molecular function: RNA binding. The record is from RefSeq and is a predicted model, not a curated record.